Messenger RNA from Scomber japonicus (chub mackerel), 4388 nucleotides. RefSeq names its product formin homology 2 domain containing 3a (gene fhod3a). Gene Ontology annotation, biological process: cortical actin cytoskeleton organization; cardiac myofibril assembly; sarcomere organization. The coding region runs from base 1 to 4335 and encodes 1444 amino acids. Gene Ontology annotation, cellular component: cytoplasm; cytoskeleton. Lineage: Eukaryota; Metazoa; Chordata; Actinopteri; Scombriformes; Scombridae. Gene Ontology annotation, molecular function: actin filament binding. The transcript is spliced from 29 exons. The record is from RefSeq and is a predicted model, not a curated record.
AUGGCCACGUUUGUCUGCAGGGUUCAGUUUUUAGAUGACACCGAUCCAUUCAACAGCACUAAUUUCCCAGAACCGACUCGACCACCGCUGUACACCUUCAGAGAGGAUAUCCCCCUCAUCAACCAGUUAGCAGGCAUCCACCGGCUUCUCAAAGCUCCACACAAGCUUGAUGACUGCACACUGCAGCUCUCCCACAAUGGCACCUACCUGGAUCUGGAGUCCUCUCUGGCUGAGCAAAGGGAUGAGCUGGAGGGCUUUCAACAGGAUGACACAGGGUCCAGAGGGAAGAAACACAGUGUUAUUUUACGAACCCAGCUGACCGUCCGUGUACACGCCUGUAUCGAAAGACUAUACAACUCCAAUGGACGUGACUUGAGAAGAGCGCUGUUCUCUCUAAAGCAGAUUUUUCAGGAUGACAAAGAUCUGGUCCAUGAGUUUGUGAUGGCUGAAGGUCUGACAUGUCUCAUCAAGGUGGGAGCAGAAGCUGACCAGAACUACCAGAAUUACAUAUUAAGAGCUCUGGGGCAGAUCAUGUUGUACGUGGACGGGAUGAACGGUGUCAUUGGCCAUGCUGAGACAAUCCAGUGGCUAUACACGCUUGCUGGUUCAAAGUUCCGUCUGGUGGUAAAAACAGCUCUGAAGCUGUUGCUUGUGUUUGUGGAAUACUCCGAGUCCAACGCUCCACUGCUCAUACAAGCCAUCACCACUGUGGACACCAAGUUAGGCUGCAAACCAUGGUCCAAUGCUAUGGAGAUCUUGCAUGAGAAGGACGGUGUAGACACAGAGUUGCUGGUCUAUGCCAUGACCCUCAUCAAUAAGACACUGGCAGCACUGCCUGACCAGGACUCAUUCUAUGACAUGGUGGAUGGUCUGGAGGAACAGGGCAUGGAAACAGUGUCCCAAAGACACCUGGGGCGGAAGGGCACUGAUCUAGACUUGGUUGAGCAGCUCAACAUUUAUGAGAUGACCCUACGGCAUGAAGAUGGCGAUGAUGACAGUCAGCCUCCACCAAUGGGACGCCGAGACCGCCGACGGGCCAGCCUAGGGGGCGGGGAUAAGAAGCGCGGUCUGGAGAGGAGACGGAGCCGCAGGGCUUCUCUCGGGCGAUCCGGUCACGCCUCCCCCUGCAGCCCUGCCUCUCCGCAGAGAGCAGGUUUCCACCCUUUCAGCAGCCAGAGGUCUGAAGACAUGAGCGAGAGAUACACCAUGUUUGCUAAUAAUUGUGAAUAUUCUAGUAGAAAUGAGAGCUCCAUCCCCUCUACGCCAACCAGCUCCAGUGGUGUAAAUAAAUGUUUUCGCCUCUCUCUCAGGCCUGCUCUGGGAGGUCUUCUGUCCUCCUCCUACAGACAACACCAGGAGUCCUUGGCAGCCGAGCGAGAGCGCCGCCGUGUGGAGAGAGAGGAGAGAUUGCAGAGGAUAGAGAGAGAGGAGAGGAACAAGCACAGCCGCAACUAUGUGGAUAAAAUGGAAGAGGCCAGGCUUGCGCGGGAUGAGAGGUAUAAGACAGUGGAGCGUCUGGCGGCAGAGGAGUGCGAGAGGAAUCGUGUCCGGGUGUCGAGGACUCGCCCUGACCUCGACCUGACCUUUGAACCCUCGGAGGCCUGGCCCUCAUCGUCGCGCAGCAGCACCCCGUCCUCGUUUGCUUCCCAGGAGGAAGCAGAGGCUGACCUCGAAGCUGAGACCCCCGCCACUCCUUAUACGCCCUCUGAGACUGCGGGGGAAAAAGAGCCAGAGGCCACUGCUGAAGAGGAGGAGGAAGAACAGAAAGAGGAGGUAGAAGAGGAGGAAGUGCAGAAGGAAACACCAGAAGAAAAGGAGGAGGAAAGUGAGGAGCCUGAGCAGGAACCGGAGAAGGAGAGAGAGGAGGCAGAGGAGGACAGUGGCAUCCUGAGCGACAAGGAACGACAGAAUGAAGAGGUGAAUGAGAAGGACAACUGCUCGGCCUCCAGCAUCUCCUCCGCCAGCAGCACUCUGGAGAGGGAGGAGAGAGGCAGCAAUGAGAAUGGUGGGUAUUUGUGGCUAUUUAGCUUGAAAGAGGCAGAGGUGAACGAGCAGUGCAGCAAACUCCUCAACAGCAAACUCUUCAUGCUGGACAUGCUGUACUCCCAGAACAAGAAGCCCAGUGACGAGGAAGAGGAAGAGGAGGACGCGGAGAAGGAGAAAGAGAUAGAGAAAGGAGAGGGAGAAGAUAAAGAGACAAACGAGGACGCUGAAGGGCAAAUUGGCGAUGACGAGGAGGAGGACAACAGAGGUAACAAAUCAGAUCAACGCAAGAGCAUCCGCCAAAUCGCUGAGCGUUUUGGAAAUUUGACAAAAGACUUGAAUUCGCCCCAGGCUCACCUGGAGGCCCAAGCCAUUGAGCCCCCUCCUCCUUCACCCAAAAAGGAAUCAGACACGAUCUGGGACCAGCUCCUGGCCAGCCCUAGAGAGCUGCGCAUCGGAGACAUCAACUUCACUGACCUGACGGAGGACGAUGACAAAGACAUUCUGGAUGCCGUCAUGAUGGGCGGAUGCAGCGAUCUCCCGCCCCCUCCGCCUCCCCCGCCCUUCAUCCCUCACUUUCCUCCACCGCCACCCAUGCUAGGCAGCUGCCCCCCACCUCCUCCCUUGAUAGGGAUUAUGAGGCCUCCUCCUCCCCCUUCCUUUAGCUCUUCAAUUCCAGUGCCUCCACCUCCAGAACCGCCUCUCUUCAACAAGAAGAAGAAGACCAUCAGGCUCUUCUGGAGUGAGGUGCGUCCGACAGACUCUCAAUACAGGGACUACAAGAGGAGCGGAGACUCAUUCUGGUCCAAACUGGAUUCAGUAAAAUUAGACACAGGCAAAUUAGAACACCUGUUUGAGACGAAGUCAAAGGAGAUGCCAGUUACAAAGAAAACAGCAGCGGAUGGAAAACGCCAGGAGAUCAUCGUGCUGGAUUCCAAGAGGAGUAAUGCCAUCAACAUCGGCUUGACGGUUCUGCCGCCACCUCGCACUAUCAAGACAGCCAUCCUUAACUUUGACGAAUAUGCGCUGAACAAGGAGGGCAUAGAGAAAAUCCUGACGAUGAUCCCCACAGAGGAGGAGAAGCAGAAGAUUCAGGAGGCCCAGCUGGCUAACCCUGAUGUCCCACUGGGCUCAGCAGAGCAGUUCCUCCUCACUCUGUCCUCCAUCAGCGAGCUCUCUGCCAGACUCCAGCUCUGGGCCUUUAAGAUGGACUAUGAGGCCACCGAGAAGGAAGUAGCAGAGCCGCUGCAGGAUCUGAAGGAGGGUAUGGAACAGCUGGAAAAGAACAAAACUCUACGCUACAUCCUCGCCACACUGCUCUCCAUCGGAAACUUCCUCAAUGGAACCAAUGCUAAGGGCUUCGAGCUGACGUACUUGGAGAAGGUUCCAGAGGUGAAGGACACAGUUCAUAAGCAGUCUUUGCUGCAUCACGCCUGCUCUGCUGUGGUGGAGAACUUCCCUCAGGGCACCGACCUCUACUCUGAGAUCGGAGCCAUCACACGCUCUGCCAAAGUGGAUUUCGACCAGCUGCAGGAGAACCUGUGUCAGAUGGAGCGGCGUUGCAAAGCUUCAUGGGAUCAUCUAAAGGUGAUCGCCAAGCAUGAGAUGAAGCCCCAGCUGAAACAGAAGAUGUCUGACUUCCUCAAAGACUGUGCUGAGAGGAUCAUCAUCCUCAAGAUUGUCCACCGCAGAAUCAUCAACAGGUUCCAUUCAUUCCUGUUGUUCCUCGGUCAUCCAGCCUACAGUGUGAGAGACAUCAGCGUCCACAGAUUCAGUAAGAUCCUCAGUGAAUUCGCACUGGAGUACCGAACCACUCGAGACCGCGUUCUGCAGCAGAAACAGAAACGUGCCGACCACCGCGAACGCAACAAGACCCGAGGGAAGAUGAUCAUAGACGUUGGUAGACAUGGCUCAACCAGCAACAACACUGCCCCUAGUGGCAGGCAGGAGAGCGAGCAGCCUCAAGGUCUGGGCCACGCAGAGGACGCUGCAGAGCAUGAGAACAUGAAAGCAGUGUUGAGAACCAGCCUCAGUGGUGGCGACAAGGAGAGCAGCGUAGUGCCGGGGCUCCGGACAAGGACCAGAUCACGGCCUGGACGGGGAGGUCGCACUAUGCAGGCAUGCACACCACCUGUAGAGGACACUCAGAUCGCUGGAGAGGAUGCUGCAGAUGAGAUCAUGGAGCGCAUAGUGAGGUCGGCCACUCAGGGUCCAGGAACCAGAGCCCAGCCCAGAGAGAGGAGGAGAUCAAGGGCCAACCGCAAGUCAUUGAGGCGGACUCUGAGGAGCGGUCUGACCCCGGAGGAAGCACUUGCUUUAGGUCUAACCGAUUCUCCGGACGCACAAAUGUAACCCCCCACCUCUGUCCCCGUCACCGUGGAAACACAGUCACUGUCAGCCGACUG